AUGUCUCUUUCCGAAACUAUGAUGACUUAUGCUGCUCGGCUGGACUCUUUUACAGCACCGCAACCCAUUCCAAAGAGGCGUGCGUCAAAUACAAAAACGCAAAAGACGGUUACCUGGCCUCACAGCAGCCCAAGUCCCGCGGAGCUUGCUAGAGCUGGCUUCUUCUACCGCCCAACAGCGUCAAGUCCGGACAAUGUUGCCUGUUUCCUGUGUCAUAAAGCCCUCGAUGGCUGGGAAAGUGAAGAUGAUCCUUUGGCGGAACACCUCCAUCAUUCACCGGAUUGUGGUUGGGCCAUCAUCCUAGCUGUUGCUCGACAAACUGAGCAUAAUGAGGACAAAGAUGACCAUCCAGGCUCGUCAAGGUUGAAGGAAGCGCGAAAAGCGACUUUCCAAGGAAGCUGGCCGCACGAGAAGAAACGCGGAUGGGUCUGCAAGACUGAGAAGAUGGUAGAUGCCGGGUGGUAUUACUGUCCGCUCCCCGAAUCUGAGGAUUUUGUUUCCUGCGCUUACUGUGGCUUGUGUCUGGACGGUUGGGAACCGAAAGAUAACCCUUACAAUGAGCACAAACGUCGAUCGCCCGAGUGCUCUUUCUUUUCCUUUCCAACUCUCUCCGCCCCUGCAAAGCCAGCUACUCGUGCUAAAAAAGGUCGCGCAUCAAAGGCGGCUCGUGCAUCCAUACAGUCCAACAUAUCGUACGCCUCACUAGCACCUUCAAUCACCGAUGUGGAAGCCGCCGAAGACGACAGCUUUGUCUCAUCCGGCACAACCACUUCGAAGACCACAUCAAAAGGGAAAUCCCGAAAAAAGGGCUCAAAAGGUUCCGUUAUAGCAAAGACCAAACCUUCCGAUGAGGCGAUAACCAGCGAAGACGGCAUUUCAAAGCCGGCACAAAGCGAAAUUUCCAACAGGGUGGUUGAGACCUUGCAAGGCAAUGAAGCGUCUGUUACGCCACCUCAAUCAGCUAGACUGAAAAAGCGCACCAGCGACGAAAUGAGCAUGGACGAACCGCAUGCCUCAGUAGAGUCGGAAAGGGAAGCAACUCCUGAUGCACUUCCUGCUGCAAAGCGAAGAUCUACAAGGGAAAGUCAUAAUUCAAUCUCUCCGCACCAAUCCUCACCAGCAAUCAUACGACAAGCGGAUUCGCCUUCUAACCCAGCCGAUAUUUCAGAUGUUGCUCUUCCAGAUCAUUCAGGCGAGGGUGGUGCACUUGACGAACCCGAUGAUCUGCAGGAUUUCUCUCCUAGAGAAAAACCUACCUUGACGAAAAAUAUAGAGAAUGACAGCCUGCCAGACCAACCAUAUGGAUCAGGAAAAAAAACCCCUCCACGCUCUUUGUCGCCAGGAUCACAUUCCACCAAAUCCAAAGGAUCGUCACCCUUGACAUUAGACAACGCAAAUCAACUAUCAGUCCGUCAAAAUCACAAAACCGAUCAAAAGUUAGAAAGUUCGGCAUUUUUGGGUGACGGAGAAAAGGAUAUGCAUCCGCAGCACUCUCUGCCUGAAACACAAGGUCAUCUUGCAACUGAGGUUGACACAGGAAAGGAUCAACUUCAGCAACAGAAUGAUACCUCUGAAAAUAGAAAUACAGAAGAUCGUCACCCCGCAGUUUCAGCAUCCGAAAAUGAUACCAAAAAGACGACUUCUGUGGUAGACCAAGCUCCCCUUUCACAGGCGAGUCCUUCCGGUUUAGAACUUAGUAGGCUUGAAGAGCGCAUUUUGUCCUCUCCUGACGACCGGCGCAAUCCGUCACCGGAUCCGUCAGAACUGGAGCAUCAUGAUUUACACUCGUCAGAUGCCGAAAACCGACCCCCAUCAUCAAAACCACCACAGAGAACACGUGUGGCAUUUGCUCCCAGCACACCAACAUCUGUCCGUCGCGGCAAGGCUGCUAUCAGCGCAGUCCUCAGAACCGAGCGCCCCUGGAAGCCGGCCGACAUUGAGCAGAUUUUACUAGGAGUGCCUGGUAUUUGGGCCAAUAACGACGGUGUCAUGAACGUUGAAGACGCCCUCGAACGAGUCGAAGCCGAUUUGACAGGUCCAGAGAAGAUGAUGACCGUCGAGGAAUGGAUCUCUGUGCAGGCUGGCAAGGCGGAGGAAAAGUUGAAGAACGAGUGUGAAGGAAUGGUGAACAUGUUCGAAUCCCACGGCAUGCAGGCGCUGCGAUCGAUCGAAGGGAUUGAAUGCAUUGAUUAG
Messenger RNA from Xylona heveae TC161, 2193 nucleotides. RefSeq lists its product as hypothetical. The record is from RefSeq and is a predicted model, not a curated record. The coding region runs from base 1 to 2193 and encodes 730 amino acids. The transcript has 4 exons. NCBI's taxonomy places the organism in Eukaryota, Fungi, Ascomycota, Xylonomycetes, Xylonales, Xylonaceae.